Molecule: messenger RNA, 2845 nt
Organism: Cicer arietinum (chickpea)
Lineage: Eukaryota; Viridiplantae; Streptophyta; Magnoliopsida; Fabales; Fabaceae
Molecular function (GO): protein binding
Source: RefSeq, a predicted model, not a curated record
UGUCGUAAAAGAAAAAGACAAUCAUAUACGCUCCCAAGUCCUUCCAAUUACAAGACAGAUUCCCCAUCCCCACCACACACAUAAAUACAUUCCUUUACGAAACAAAUCAGUGGCAUCUUUGCAAUUUCACCACAAAAACGAUGUCAAAUCUAUUCAUUCAAAUUUAAAACACAACACUUGAACUAAACAAUGAUAACAACCUGUCUACUUCACACGUGCGACAUCAACCAUUUUGAAAAGUAGUAUCCAACCACACAUAACACGUGGCACUUCUUCCAAGUCAUCACCACCUAGUAACAUACAAUACAUAACAAAUAAUAAUAAAAAAACCUUUAGCAUUUUCAAAUUUUAACCAAUCCCAACGGUAACGUCUCUGUCUUAACAACAAUCUCAACCGUUCGAUCAAAGAAUCAGCUCUAUCUUUAACCCUUCACUCCCAAAACUGACACUAGCUUCCAUUUUAAAGAGAGAGUGAAAAAGUUUGAAUUUUUGAAUAAUGGGUGUGAACGGUUUUGUUGAUAUUUGUGUUGUGUCAUCUUGUGUAGUUUAAGCUUUUUCAGUUCUUGGUUUUAAAUUUGGAUGUACCCUUUUGUUGUUUGAUUCUCAAUUAUGAUAUAGAAGCCGUUUCUGAUUCUCAUAAAUUGAACGUUACGGUUUUGGUGUAAAAUCCAGCUGUUUAUUUGAUUGAUGAGUUUUGAAGCAUUGCAUUUGUUUUAAGACUCAAUGUGUUAUAAGCUGAGUUUUUUAAGCAAAGUUUUGGAUGGUUGGUGAAGUUCUCUCUAAAAUAAUUUUCUUUUCUGUAUUUUUACACACACUAUUGGAUUUAUGAUUCUGUUUUUGUGAGUGUGACAUUGUGUUUCAAGUUUGAAGAUUAAGCUUCAGAAGCUUGUUUUCUUAGUUACUCAUUCUUAAAGAAACAGUGAAAGCAACCUUGGUUAUAUCUCAACAAGAUCAAUUAUUUGAACAUUGAACAAGUCAAGUUUGUUUGAGCUUUUGUGAUCAUCAUUUUUUCAACCAUGGUGGAAGAAAGUGUUGUUGCUGUUGAAAUUGUUGAUGCAUGUUCAACAGAAGAAUGGUUGUUACACUCACAACAACUUGUUCCUAUUGCUCUUACUAAAUCAAAACAAGUACAAGGGUUCCAAGGUAGGUGGAAAAUGAUCAUUACAAAAUUGGAACAAGUUCCAUCAAAGUUAUCAGAUUUAUCUAGCCACCCUUGUUUUUCAAAGAAUGCUCUUUGCAAGGAACAAUUGCAGGCUGUGUCAAGAACACUAAGAGAAGCAAUUGAAUUAGCUGAGUUGUGUUUGAAGGAAAAGUAUGAAGGUAAAUUAAGAAUGCAAAGUGAUCUUGAUGCAUUAAUUUGCAAACUUGAUUUGAAUUUAAAGGAUUGUAGUUUGUUAACAAAAACUGGUGUACUUGGUGAAGCUACUUUACCAUUCAAUGUUUCUUUAGCUGAAUCAGAUAUUGCAACACAUAGCAAUAUAAAGGAACUACUUGCGCGCCUUCAAAUCGGUCAUUUGGAAGCGAAAAACAAAGCUUUAGAGAAAUUACAUGAUGUUAUGAAAGAAGAUGAGAAGAAUGUUUUAGCUGUUUUUGGUAGGAGUAAUGUUUCUGCUUUGGUUCAGUUACUUACAGCAACAUCUCCAAGGAUAAGGGAGAAAACAGUUUGUAUUAUAAGCUCACUCAUCGAAUCGGGUAGCUGCGAAAAUUGGUUAGUUUCUGAAGGCGUUCUGCCACCUCUUAUAAGACUAAUUGAAUCAGGUAGUUCUGUUGGUAAAGAGAAAGCUAUUGUUUCUCUUCAGAAGCUUUCGAUGUCGGAAGACACGACUCGUGCAAUCAUAGGACAUGGAGGGGUUCGUCCAUUGAUCGAGCUUUGUGAAAGUGGCGAUUCUGUUUUGCAGGCUGCAGCAGCUUGUACUUUGAAGAACAUUUCAGCUGUUCCUGAAGUGAGACAGGUUUUGGCUGAAGAAGGUAUUGUCAAAGUUAUGAUCAAUCUUCUUAACUAUGGAAUUUUGUUGGGUACUAAAGAGUAUGCUGCUGAGUGUUUGCAGAAUCUCACUGCAAGCAAUGAGAAUAUGAGAAAGUCUGUUAUAUCAGAAGGCGGCGUUCGCAGUCUUUUGGCUUACCUCGAUGGUCCGCUUCCUCAAGAAUCAGCAGUCGGAUCAUUGAGGAACCUUGUUGGAUCAGUUUCCGAGGAAACUUUGGUUUCGCUUGGAUUGCUUCCUUGUUUGGUUCAUAUUUUGAAGUUUGGAUCAUUAGGCGCUCAACAAGGCGCCGCAUCUGUUAUAUGCAAAAUUUGCAGCUCAAUGGAGAUGAAGAAAAUGUUAGGUGAAGUUGGUUGCAUACCUCUAUUGAUCAACAUGCUUGGGGCUAAAGUAAACAAUGCUAGGUUGCUUGCAGCUCAAGCAAUUGUGAGUUUAAUGGUUUUGCCGCAAAAUCGAAGGGAGAUUAAGAAGGACGAUAAAAGCGUCCCGAAUAUGGUUCAGUUGCUUGAUCCAAGUCCACAGAAUACUGCGAAAAAAUACGCAGUUUCUUGCCUUGGAUCACUUUCUUCUUGUAAGAAAUGUAAGAAGUUGAUGAUUUCAUAUGGAGCUAUAGGGUAUUUGAAGAAGCUUGUUGAGAUGGAGAUUCCAGGAGCUAAAAAGUUACUUGAGAGAUUGGAAAGAGGGAAAUUGAGAAGCUUGUUUAGUAGAAAAUAGAGGAAAAUUUCCAUGUGUUUGCAACUGUUCUUUUGGGUAUCAUUAUUAAGCUUUUUCUUUAUCACUUUUGUUCUUGUCAAUGUUGUUUCAUUGUCUGAAUGAAACAAAUGUAUAACUGUAGAAUGCAAAAGAAACAAUUUGUUAAACCA